ACCUUGCCAGCACGUCUCAGGCUGAAUUCGACAAAGCUGCCGAGGAGGUGAAGCGCCUCAAGACUCAGCCAAGUGAUGAAGAGAUGCUCUUCAUCUAUAGCCACUUCAAACAAGCCACUGUGGGCGACGUAAAUACAGAUCGGCCAGGGCUUUUGGACCUCAAAGGCAAGGCCAAGUGGGAUUCCUGGAAUAAGCUGAAAGGAACUUCCAAGGAAAGUGCCAUGAUAACCUACGUGGAAAAAGUGGAAGAGCUAAAGAAGAAAUACGGGAUAUAGAAGACCAGAUUUGGUGGCCAGCCACACGUGUGACCUGUGACAACAUAAUGCCUUGUUUUUUUUCCUAAUGUAGAUGAUACGGUUCUGAUAAAUUAGGGCCAGAAUUAAUCGCUGAUCCUCCUCCCUGUGUAGUUUUUACCUGAAAUCAAUUAAAAGUACAUUUGUUACUUUAAAAAAAA
Molecule: messenger RNA, 454 nt
Organism: Arvicola amphibius (Eurasian water vole)
Lineage: Eukaryota; Metazoa; Chordata; Mammalia; Rodentia; Cricetidae
Product: acyl-CoA-binding protein-like
Exons: 1
Coding region: 84-275 (63 amino acids)
Biological process (GO): fatty acid metabolic process
Cellular component (GO): mitochondrion
Molecular function (GO): fatty-acyl-CoA binding
Source: RefSeq, a predicted model, not a curated record